AAAUCGUAAGACCUCGGAAGUUUUCCACCGGAGUCGAUGCAAAGGCCCGAAACAUGUGGGAAAGGAGAAAUUGAAUGCAAUUUUGCCGAUUAUUUAGACCAGGCCUAACAGCAAAUGCCAUGAGUUGGCAUGGAGGAAGGCGUGGUAGGAGAUAUUACCAUGAUGACGGGGACAGAAACAAUUACGGUCACGGGGCUCGAGGGUUUAGGGAGGACGAUGAUGGGAGGUAUGGCAGAGAUAGGGACGCAGAUUACAGGGAACAGGACGACGGCCCUCAGGGUCAUGACAGGUGGAGGAACAGAGGGGGAAGAGGAAGACAAGAUUACAGGAGAGGUCAGGGGAGAGGCGGUGAAGGUCAAGGUGAAAGGCGUGGAAGACCUCCAUUUGGACUGAGGGGCAGAGACAUUGGAAUGUUUUAUGCUGCUCGAAGCAAGGCCAAAAAAGAAAGAAGGGAGAUUGAAGAGAGACCUUUGGUUGCCAUGGAAAGCAGUGACAUGAAUAAGAUAAAGAAAGUAUUAGAUUCUAUGAAGGAAGGUCCAGAAGAAAGGGACUACACCAAAACAGAGAAAUCGAGACCAAAAACAGCACCAAGUUUAUCAAGAGCAACAGGUGCCACAGGUUCUAGCAAGGAUAGCGCUCCAGGUAGACAUGCCUCGGCAGUCAGCACUGACAAAACCUUCACAGGGGCUAGUAACCUGGAGGCAGACAUGGGGGGUAGUGAUUUGGGGGAGGAACUCUCUGGGUGGGGGGCAUCAGCCUCUCCGGAAAAGAAGAGGGUCAAGAAACAGAGAGGAUUUAAAACGGAACCAGAGGAAGACUGUACUGUAAGCAGUCAAAAAAUAGCCUCCUCCAGUGUCAAGGAGGAAGAGAACGUGGAGACGGAAUUCCCUGAUGUGGAAGAAAUUAAGGAGUUUUCUGAAGAUCUGGAUCAAAUUUUACCUGAAGGAAGCUCUGAUUUAGAGUUUGAUCAAGAGAUAUCCCGCCUACCUGAUCUUGAUGAUCAAUUCAAGGAAGAAUUAGAGGAAAAAUCAUUGAAUCCCAAGUAUAAGAAGAUGUUGUUAUGUAGGCAACGUUUACCUGCUUAUAAGCAGCAAAAGGAAGUCGUGGAACUUAUCAACUCGAACCAAAUAAUUGUAUUGAGUGGUGAAACAGGGUGUGGAAAGACAACUCAGGUACCACAGUUCAUUCUAGAUCACUUCAUUGAGCGAGGUAUGGGAUCCAUGUGCAAUAUUAUCUGUACUCAACCUAGGAGGAUUUCUGCAAUUUCAGUUGCAGAGCGUGUGGCAGAUGAGAGGGCAGAAAAAUGUUCCCAGUUUGAUAGAAGUUCCUCUGUGGGAUAUUCAAUUAGAUUAGAAAACCGUCUUCCCAGAAAGAGGGGCUCCAUUUUAUUUUGCACUACAGGAAUUAUUUUGAGAAGAUUGGAGUCUGAUCCAACUCUGAAGUCUGUUUCACAUAUCAUCAUUGAUGAGGUUCACGAGCGAGACUUGCUGUGCGAUUUUCUGAUGGUGGUUGUGAAGGAUUUAGUGGCUGUCCGUGCAGAUCUCAGAGUUAUUCUCAUGAGUGCCACACUUAAUGCUGAGAAAUUCUCCAAAUAUUUUAAUAAUUGUCCACAUAUCAACAUUCCUGGAUUCACCUAUCCUGUUAAAGAAUAUUUCCUUGAAGAUGCGGUGCAACUUACAGGGUAUUAUCCUGAGCAGUCAGCUCAACCCAGAAGAAAAGGAAGAUGGGGAGGAAAAUGGAGGAAACAACAGAUGAUGGAAGAGGAAGAAGAGAAGUGGAAGAUGGAUGCCUGGGCAAGAAAUCUUCCCGCCAACAAAUACUCCCGAGACACAAUAUCAGCAUUAGAACGUAUGGACUUGAAGAAAAUAGAUCUAGAUCUAGUCAUGGAAGUUUUGCGUCACAUUGUGAACAAUAUGGAGGAUGGGGCAGUUUUGGUAUUUGUUCCUGGAUGGAAAGAAAUAUCUGAUCUAAAUAAGAUGCUAGAGAAAGAUUCCAGAAUGAAUAACGGAAAGCUUCGAAUUGUCCCAUUACAUUCCUUGAUGCCCACAGUGAAUCAGAGGGAAGUCUUUGACAGACCACCUCCAGGGAUUCGUAAAAUUGUUAUAGCAACCAAUAUAGCAGAAACAAGUAUAACAAUAGAUGACAUUGUGUAUGUUGUGGAUUGUGGGUUUAUAAAGGUCAAAGACUUCCAGCCAGAUACAGGAUUGUUGUCUCUGGACAGUCACCCAGUCUCUAGAGCGAACGCUCAGCAGCGCAAAGGCAGGGCUGGAAGAGUUCAAGCAGGUCAUUGCUUCCAUCUGUUUACGAGUCUCCAGUAUGAGGAAAUGAAGGAAUAUCUGGCCCCGGAGAUCCUGAGGACAAGGCUGGAGGAGUUGUGUUUGAUGAUUAAGAUGUUGAAGUUAGGGAAGAUUGAACCCUUUGUCAGCAAGGCUUUGGAUGUUCCUUCAGCCGAAUCUGUGAGAGCUGCCAUUGUACUACUACGGAAUCUACAAGCCCUGGAUGAUGAUGAAGAGUUACUUCCCCUAGGCUAUCACUUGGCCCGACUCCCACUAGACCCUCACACUGGUAAAAUGAUUCUGUUUGCCGCCAUUUUUGGCUGUCUAGAUCCUGUAUGUCUGGUGGCAGCGUGUCUCAGUUUCAAGUCACCCUUCUUCACACCUCUGGGAAAAGAAUCACAAGCAGAUCGAUGCAGAAAAGAACUUGCAGGGAGGAGCAAGAGUGACCACAUGAUGCUAAUAAAAGCUUUUAAGGGAUGGGAGAAGGCUACACGAAAUGGAAAUGGUGGAAAGUUCUGUUACGAUAAUUUUAUGUCGGAAGCAACACUCAGGUUGUUAAAGAAAAUGAAGAAACAAUUUGCAGAGCUGUUAUUUGAUAUAGGAUUUGUAAACUCUUCUGACCCAGAGAACAGAAAAUCCAAUGUUCACUCAGGUAAUGAGAACUUGAUAACAGCUGUUGUGUGUGCUGGCCUUUAUCCUAACAUCGCCAAGGUCACAAAGGAAGCCAUUCCAGGAAAAAGGUCUGUAAGUGUACAACUUCAGAAUGGAGGAAAGGCUUUUGUCCACAAGCAGUCGGUUAAUUCUUAUGUGACAUUUUUCCCAUCCAAGUGGUUAAUUUACCACAAAAUCAUGAAGACACAGACGGUGAAUGUGUAUGACUGCAGUAUGGUGUCCCCCUACCCUCUGUUGUUCUUUGGAGGAAAGAUCUCUUACUCUGUAUCUCCUGUAAAAGGCAGGGACAGAGAGUGUAUAAAGGUUGACGACUGGAUCACAUUCUGGACAGACAAGGCAACCUUUGAUCUAGUUAAGGACCUGAGGAGGCAGCUAGACAGGAUCCUGGAGGACAGAAUCGUGUCCCCCAAGGCCUUCGAUUUAACGGUCGAGUCCAGAGACCAGGUCAUCAUUAAUGCUAUAGUAGACCUCAUUUGUAAAGAGGAAGUCAACUUCCACAACUUCAGAGAUGAGGAUUUUGAUGAGUUCAGUUGAGGACACUUCGCCUAGGAAAGUUUAGAGAAAUUUGAAUGCUUCAUACAAAGAAAGUAGCUUCAUGUAUGUGAACAAUUUCUAGCCAUGAAACUAUCUUUGCACUAGACAUUUUGAGAUGAAAAAAAAGCUAAAUCUAAUAUAAUGAAGGAUUUUUAAAAAUGUAGAGAAGCAGAGUUGAAUUUUUAAGAAUGCAUUUAUUGGAUUUUCUUUGAUGCAGUAAAUACACCAAAAAGAGAUGCCACAGAAAGUCAAGGGAUGUUGUGUCAGCCAUGACAAAAACGUAGCGAUUUCUUUCAUUCUUGUUUCAGGGAUAAAUCAAUAUAUGUAUUGUUUUGUUGCUGAUUUUAUUGCUGUUAUAUUUUACCCUUUGAAAUAAAUUUAUACAAGUCUAUUUA
Saccostrea cuccullata (small rock oyster) is the source of this 3877-nucleotide messenger RNA. Its product is annotated as ATP-dependent DNA/RNA helicase DHX36-like. The record is from RefSeq and is a predicted model, not a curated record. Gene Ontology annotation, cellular component: cytoplasm; intracellular anatomical structure. NCBI's taxonomy places the organism in Eukaryota, Metazoa, Mollusca, Bivalvia, Ostreida, Ostreidae. Gene Ontology annotation, molecular function: RNA helicase activity; ATP binding; DNA helicase activity.